This is a messenger RNA of Olea europaea var. sylvestris, 1392 nucleotides long. RefSeq lists its product as uncharacterized. NCBI's taxonomy places the organism in Eukaryota, Viridiplantae, Streptophyta, Magnoliopsida, Lamiales, Oleaceae. The coding region runs from base 1 to 1392 and encodes 463 amino acids. The record is from RefSeq and is a predicted model, not a curated record. The transcript has a single exon.
AUGAAUCUACAGGUCGCACCGGAUCAGGUGAUGUGCAAGGCCUUCCCGCAAACUUUGACGAAUGCUGCUAGGGAUUGGUUCUCAACCUUAGAGCCCAACUCCAUAUCCUCAUUCUCGGAUUUGGCGGAUAAGUUUUCCGCUUUCUUCGCAAGUAGUAAACGCAUCAGGAAGACAGCGGCUUCCCUCAUGCAACUUAGACAAGGGCAAAAUGAGACCCUACGUGACUUCAUGACCAGGUUCAAUAAGGAAAGACUUCAGAUUCCCGACCUACACAUAACUGCAGCAGUUUCUGCCCUCACAUAUGCCAUAAAGUGUGAGGCUUUCAAGAUGUCUUUAUCUAAAACUCCACCAAAGACAGUCACCGAGCUUCUUAAUCGAGCCGAGAAGUACAUAAAUAUGGAGGAAACACUGAACCCGAGAAUGGUUGGACCAUCUCAUAACAGGGUCGAGCAUAAAAGACAGCAUGACCCGAACCCUCGUGAAGAACAGCAUCGGAAAAAACAGAGACAGGAGGUUCCCCCGACGCCGUUUACACGUCUAAACACGUCAAAAACCAACAUAUUGAUGGAGAUCAAGGAUAUGAAGGAACUAAAAUGGCCUGUCAGAAUGAGGUCACCACCCGAAUCCAGGGACAUGAACAAGUACUGUGAGUUCCAUCGGGAUCAUGGGCAUACCAUGGAGAGCUGUAAGGCCCUGCAACGGGAGAUUGAAGCCCUUAUUAAAAGAGGACUCCUGAGCUCCUACGUCGGUAACGACAAACGUCCGAGGAAUGGUCGUGACAGGGAAAAAGACCCUGAGGCAAAAAAGGGUGGUCAACCUACUGCUGGAACCAUCAAUAUCAUCAUUGGAGGUAUUGCCUCGGAAGGAGACUCCAACAGUGGGAGAAAACAAUAUGCCCGACGAUAUGCCUUGGCCUCUGGGAUGCCUCAGGAAAAGUUGGAGGAUAUUAGUUUUGGGACCGGAGACUUAGAAGGCGUAUCACUUCCACAUGAUGACGCCUUGGUAAUCUCAGCGAUUGUGGCCAAUUUUGAAGUAAAGAGGAUCUUGGUUGACAACGGGAGUGCGGCCAAUAUACUUUCACAAGAAGCUUUUGCCAAAAUGGGAAUCUCAUCUCACCAGCUCAAAGCGGUUAAAACUCCUCUCCAGGGGUUCGGUGGAGGAGUCAUCACUCCAGAGGGUGUAGUUGAGCUUCCACUAACUUUGGGUUCUGGCCAGAAACAGGUUACGGAGCUGACAUCUUUUCAAGUGGUACGUGUCUCAAUGGCCUAUAACGCAAUUCUGGGAAGACCACUCCUGAACAAGAUUAAAGCCAUUGUGUCCACCUUCCACCUAGCCAUGAAAUUUCCAACAAGUAAUGGCGUUGGGGUCGUCCGUGGAGACCAGACAUCCUGA